Hydra vulgaris (swiftwater hydra) is the source of this 983-nucleotide messenger RNA. Its product is annotated as F-box only protein 43. Gene Ontology annotation, molecular function: protein binding. Lineage: Eukaryota; Metazoa; Cnidaria; Hydrozoa; Anthoathecata; Hydridae. Gene Ontology annotation, biological process: negative regulation of meiotic nuclear division; regulation of mitotic nuclear division. Gene Ontology annotation, cellular component: nucleus. The record is from RefSeq and is a predicted model, not a curated record.
UUUAGGUAAACAGUCAAAGACGUAACUGAAGCGCCAAAAUUCAAGAUUAUAAAGCUCAUUAACGAAAGGCUCAUCAUGGCGAAAACUCCUGAACUAGCCUCGGCUAGUUUUAUGUACACACCACCUUUAUCUGAUGAAGUCUCUACUUCUAACAGGUUUAUUUGCAACAUUUAUAAAGAAAAACCUCCUUGUUUUUGCCUCGACGACGUUGAUGAUAAUAUAAACAAAGAUAAAAAAGUAGAUUUUCUCAAAGAACUUUUAUCCAAAUCAAUGAUAAGCACAGUUUGUAAAAAAAUUUUAGAUAGUCUUGCUGAUCGUGAUUUAUUAAGAGCCUCACAUGUAAGUUCAACUUGGCGUUCAAUUAUUAGAUAUGUUGACAUUAAGUCAGGGAGAAGAAUGAAUCGAUUUUUAAAAAAGCUAAAGAGGUCACAUGAGUUUAAUAAAGAAAACAGAGAAUGCGUGAAGAAAACAACUUUACUUGGUCCAUUACGUUUGCCUUUAUUGACAUCUAAUGUAAAUGUUGAAGCAAAUACUCCUUCAAAAUUGUUAAAGGUUGAAAGUAAUACAUUUUUAAAUUCAGAUACUUUUCUUUUAACAUCUAAGGAUAAAUAUAAACAAUGCCCUGAGUGUCAGUCUCCGUCUAAAAUAUCUUAUCAAAAUGUCGGACAUUGUACCAAGUGUAAUACAGACUUUUGUAUACAUUGUUUUUAUUCAAAAGAAAAGCACUCGCCUACGUGUCAAGUUAUGGGUGGUCCAGGUACUUUAGGCUCACCUAGAAAACUGACAAAUGCAUACUGUCAUCAAUAUUCUAUAAAUGCAAAAGAUAACAAAGCUCGUUUGAAAAGACUGUGAUCUUUUAAAUAUCAACUAGCUUAAGUUAUACUUUGGUUGAUUAGUUUGAUUGGUCAUUGCCUUCAAAAAGUUUAUUGAGAAGAUAUUACACAACAACAAGAUGAGAUGAUGGCACAGCAACUAAUAGAGAA